Adineta ricciae is the source of this 1956-nucleotide messenger RNA. The record is from the annotation of a GenBank genome assembly. Lineage: Eukaryota; Metazoa; Rotifera; Eurotatoria; Adinetida; Adinetidae.
AUGGCCGAAAACGAUACAUCAGCAACUGAAAUCCAUGUUUACAAGCCUGAUGAACACGGAAACGCAAUAGUUAUCGAAGGGGAAAAACAUUCGACUAAUAAUGGAGAUCCCAACUCUUCGACUGUUUCGGAAAGUCAUCAUCAAAAAGAACAGAUUAUCAUUGAAAAUCCCAAUGAUCCUUUAUCAACUGUUACACAUCAUGUCGAAGAUAUUCACGUUAAAGUUGAAAAUGAAGCGUCAACAUCUGUGGCAAGCGUUGAAGACAAAGCCCAAGAAGUUAAAAACAAGACUAAUGAUGCAAUUGAUACAGCGAAAGAUACAGUACGAGAAGCGGCUAACGCAACAAGCGAAAAAGCUGUUGAAUUAAAAAAUGACGCGGUUGCUGCUGCACAAACAGUUGAAGAUAAAUCUGCUGAAGUAGCAAAUAAUGUUCAAGAAAAAGCAACCGAACUCAAAGACGAUGCUUCGGCUGCUGCUCAUACAGCUGCAGACAAAGCUGCUGAAGUUGCACACGAUGUUCAAGAUAAAGCAGCUGUUGUUGCUCAAGACGCAAAAGAAACAGCCAAAGAAGUCGCACAGGAUGUUCAAGAUAAAGCUACUGAAUUGAAACAAGAUGCGAUUGCGACGGCUCAUGCAGCUGAAGACAAGGUUGCAGAAGCAGCUCAUGCUGUACAAGACAAAGCUACGGAAUUAAAACACGAUGCUGCUGCCGCCGCCCAUGUUGCUGAAGACAAAGCUGCUGAAGCCGCAAACGUGGUCCAAGAUAAAGCUGUCGAAUUGAAAGAUAAUGCCGUUGAUGCUGCUCAUAUAGCAGAAGAUAAAGCUGCAGAAGCUGCCCACACUGUUCAAGAUAAAGCCGUAGAGUUAAAGGACAAUACGCUUGCUGCUGCUCAUGUCGUAGAAGAAAAAGCUGCAGAAGCAGCUAACAAUGCUCAAGAAAAAGCCGUAGAAUUGAAAGACAGUGUAGUUGCUGCCGCCCACGUUGCACAGGAAAAAGCAAGUGAAAUUAUUACUAGUACAAAAGAUGCACUUAUUUCUGGUGAAAAAGUCGUGGAAGAAAAACUAGUUGCUGCUAAAGAUACAGUGUUAGAAAAAUCGAGUGGACUAGUCGAAAGUGUUACAAAUACAGCUCAUGAUGUCAGUGUAAAAGCACAAGCAUUAGAAAAAUCUGCAGAAGAAAAGUUGCAUGCAGCUGGUCAAAUCGGUGGACAAAAAUUAGAAGAUACAAAACAAUGGCUCAGUGAAAAAGGAUCUGAAGCAAAAGCCAAAGGUGUUGAAAUUCUUGGUGCUACACAACAGGUGUUAGCAACAGGCGCUGCCAUCGUCACCGAAAAAGCUAAACAUGGUGUCGAACUCGCAUCCGAAGCUGCUUCAACCGUUAAAACAGCUACUGAAAACUUAGCUGCUGAUGCUUCUGCUAAAGUUGCCGAAACUGCUCACAAUGCCCAAGCUAAAGCCAGUGAAUUAUUAUCUACAGCUGGUACUAAAGCGGCUGCUGCAGCCGAUGUUAUUGCAACAAAAACAGUCGAAGCAAAGGACACCACCGUUUCAGCUGCACAAACUGCUGCAGUAACAGUGCAGGAAAAAACAAGCAACCUCGUGGAUUCUACCAAACAAGUUUUAACAUCAUCAUCGGCUCCUACUCCAACUGUCGUACCUGGUAGUACAAGUCAUGUUUCUCAAGAAGCAUAUAUUACUGAAACAUCUGGUCAAACAGUGCACGGACCAGAACCAGUUCUUACUGAACAAGCCGCGUCGAGUACAACGAAAGCUAGUAAAGGUGGUCCGAUCAACGCAAUACGUAAUUUCUUCAGUCGAAUAUUCAGUCCAUCAUCUCGACAAGAACGUCGCAAAGCAAAUACAACUUCUGCUGCUCAAGCAACAGAAACAACGACCACCAGUGUGACGACAACAACGACAACAGUUGCAACAAGCAAUCCUCGAGUACAAUCCUAA